ACUUCCGGGUCAAAGGGGCCCGAGCUGCCGGGUCCCCCGUGUCCGCCGCCGCCGCUGUCCCCCCGCGCCCGCCACUUCCGGGGCCGCAGUCCCGGGCAUGGAGCCGCGAGCUUGAGGCGCCGCCGGCCCCGGGACGCCCUGCCCAGCCCAGCCCGGCCGCCGCCCCGCGCCGGCCCCGAGCCCCGGUCUGUGUCCCAUGUCUGCAGCUGGAAUGGAGGCUCUCUGGACCCUUUAGAAGGCUCACCCACCCCGAGGUCUGCCGAGUGGUUAAUGCGGAAGGUUAAGAAGCUGCGGCUGGACAACGCGAACACAGGACGUUGGAGGAGCUUCUCACUGAAUUCCGAGGGGGCGGAGAGGAUGGCCACCGGGGCGCCGACGUCCGACCGGGGCGACCAGGGCGGUGCAGUGGAGAUGGAGGAGCCAGCCUCCCGCUUCCAGGUGCAGAAGCACUCGUGGGACGGCCUCCGGAACAUCAUCCACGGCAGCCGCAAGAACUCGGGCCUCAUCGUCAGCAAGGCCCCGCACGACUUCCAGUUCGUGCAGAAGACGGACGAGUCGGGCCCCCACUCUCACCGCCUCUACUACCUGGGGAUGCCCUACGGCAGCCGAGAGAACUCCCUCCUCUACUCCGAGAUCCCCAGGAAGGUCCGGAAGGAGGCCCUGCUGCUCCUGUCCUGGAAGCAGAUGCUGGAUCACUUUCAGGCCACGCCCCACCACGGGGUCUACUCCCGGGAAGAGGAGCUCCUGCGGGAGCGGAAGCGCCUGGGUGUCUUUGGCAUCACCUCCUACGACUUCCACAGCGAGAGCGGCCUCUUCCUCUUCCAGGCCAGCAACAGCCUCUUCCACUGCCGGGACGGGGGCAAGAAUGGCUUCAUGGUGUCCCCCAUGAAGCCCCUGGAAAUCAAGACCCAGUGUUCCGGGCCCCGGAUGGACCCCAAGAUCUGCCCCGCCGACCCCACCUUCUUCUCCUUCAUCAACAGCAGCGACCUGUGGGUGGCCAACAUCGAGACGGGCCAGGAGCAGCGGCUGACCUUCUGCCACAAGGGCUUGUCCAACGUCCUUGAUGACCCCAGAUCCGCGGGCGUAGCCACCUUCGUCAUCCAGGAAGAAUUUGACCGCUUCACGGGCUACUGGUGGUCUCCCACAGCCUCCUGGGAGGGUUCGGAAGGCUGCAAGACGCUGAGACUCCUGUACGAGGAAGUGGACGAGUCCGAGGUGGAGAUCAUUCACGUGCCCUCUCCCGCGCUAGAGGAAAGGAAGACAGACUCCUACCGGUACCCCAGGACAGGCAGCAAGAAUCCCAAGAUCGCCUUGAAACUGGCCGAGUUUCAGACCGACAGUCAGGGCAAGAUCGUGUCAACGCAAGAGAAGGAGCUGGUACAGCCCUUCAGCACGCUCUUCCCGAAGGUGGAGUACAUCGCCAGGGCCGGCUGGACCCGGGACGGCAAAUAUGCCUGGGCCAUGUUCCUGGACCGGCCCCAGCAGCGGCUCCAGCUCGUCCUCCUGCCCCCGGCCCUGUUCAUCCCCACCCCCGAGAGCGAGGAGCAGCGGGUGGCCUUCGCCAGAGCCGUGCCCGGGAAUGUGCAGCCGCACGUGGUGUACGAGGAGGUCACCGACGUGUGGAUCAAUGUUCACGACAUCUUCUAUCCCUUCCCCCAACCAGAGGGAGAGGACGAACUCUGCUUCCUCCGCGCCAAUGAGUGCAAGACCGGCUUCUGCCACUUGUACAAAGUCACCGCUGUUUUGAAGCCCCGCGGCUACGACUGGACCCAGCCCUUCAGCCCCGGGGAAGAUGAAUUUAAAUGCCCCAUCAAGGAAGAGAUCGCACUGACCAGCGGCGAAUGGGAGGUUUUGGCGAGGCACGGCUCCAAGAUCUGGGUCAACGAGGAGACGAAGCUGGUGUACUUCCAAGGCACGAAGGACACGCCCCUGGAGCACCACCUCUACGUGGUCAGCUACGAGGCCCCCGGCGAGAUCGUGCGCCUCACCACGCCCGGCUUCUCCCACAGCUGCUCCAUGAGCCAGAACUUCGACAUGUUCAUCAGCCACUACAGCAGCGUGAGCACGCCGCCCUGCGUGCACGUCUACAAGCUGAGCGGCCCCGACGGCGACCCCCUGCACAGGCAGCCGCGCUUCUGGGCCAGCAUGAUGGAGGCGGCCAGCUGCCCCCCGGAUUACGUGCCCCCGGAAAUCUUCCAUUUCCACACGCGCUCGGACGUGCGGCUCUACGGCAUGAUCUACAAGCCGCACGCUGUGCAGCCCGGGAAGAAGCACCCCACCGUCCUCUUCGUGUACGGAGGCCCGCAGGUGCAGCUGGUCAAUAACUCCUUCAAAGGAAUCAAGUAUUUGCGGCUCAACACUCUGGCGUCUCUGGGCUACGCUGUGGUCGUGAUCGACGGCAGGGGCUCCUGUCAGCGAGGGCUUCGAUUUGAAGGGGCCCUGAAAAACCAAAUGGGCCAGGUGGAGAUUGAGGACCAGGUGGAGGGCUUGCAGUUCGUGGCUGAGAAGUACGGCUUCAUUGACCUGAGCCGGGUCGCGAUCCACGGCUGGUCCUACGGAGGCUUCCUCUCGCUCAUGGGGCUGAUCCACAAGCCCCAGGUGUUCAAGGUGGCCAUCGCAGGCGCCCCAGUCACGGUCUGGAUGGCCUACGACACAGGGUACACGGAACGCUACAUGGAUGUCCCAGAGAACAACCAGCUCGGCUACGAGGCGGGUUCCGUGGCCCUGCAUGUGGAGAAGCUGCCCAAUGAGCCCAACCGCCUGCUCAUCCUGCACGGCUUCCUGGAUGAGAACGUGCACUUUUUCCACACAAACUUCCUCGUCUCGCAGCUGAUCCGAGCAGGAAAGCCUUACCAGCUCCAGAUCUACCCCAACGAGAGACACAGCAUCCGCUGCCCCGAGUCCGGCGAGCACUACGAAGUCACGCUGCUGCACUUUCUACAGGAGCACCUCUGAGCCUGCGGCCGCCGCGCGGGGCCGGCACAGUCCGAGCACAAGUGGCUUCGCUGCCGCCAUCGAGGCGGGGUGCGGGGACGAGGCGGGAGGGGCCGAGUGGCCCCCACAGCGCCUCCUCCCACCGGCCCCGCCAGACCGCCCGCCCCGGGAGCUGCCGCCUUCGCCCCAACGCCUUUUCCCGUCUUCGUUCACGCUCCUGGGUUUUCUGCCUGCUGCUUCUCGGUGGCCAGGAUGGAGAGAUGGGGCCGCCGUCCACGAGGCGCUUCCUCGAGCCAUCCCUCCUCUCCCCAUCGUCUGGGGGCAGGAGCUCAACUCCGCUGGGCACUGGAGGCCGGAAGAGACUCGGAGGAGCCGGGCCUUUGCCCCCGGGGCACAGAAGCAUGCGAUUGCCUUUCCUCCCCACCCACCCGCAUCAUGUUUGUGUUUUGUUUUUGGGGGGAGAUGGGGGUCGUUUUUCUUAAUUAUUUAAAAGACAGAAAGCAAGGGUCGCCUACAUCUGGAAUCCGGGUCUGCCGCCGGGCCGCGGGGGUCACCCCAGCCAGCACCUGCAGCCCGAAGCGGGAGUCGUGCCCAGCAGGCCGGGAGCGGUUCGCAGGGAAGCGGGGCAGCCGCCCGGCCCGGCUUUCAGGCAGGCUCUGAAACGUGCCCAGCCCCGUUCUCUGCAGGUCAGCGGCCGCCCCCUCCCCAGCCCAGCCAACCGGCCACACGUUUCUGCCUGGCCCGCCCGCACAGCCUGGGUUCCAGGGUUGGGAGUGGAACCCUCCCCGCCUCAGGGUUUUCCUUACUGUUUCCUUUCCCUCCCGCCAAGAGUUCUGCCAGGGGCGGGUAGAAAAAAAAUUAAAAAACAAAAAACAAACAAAAAAAAAACCCCACCAGAGAAAAACCACCUCUACAUAUUAUGGAAAGAAAAUAUUUUUGUCAAUUCUUAUUCUUUUAUAAUUAUGCGUGAAAGAAGUAGACUCAUUAAACGAUUCCAGACGGAAGCACUGCCACCUGCUUGAGGUUCCUUCUAAACCCCUGGGGCUGGUGAUGGGGGCUCCUUGAGUGGGUGGGGGUCCUGGGAAGAGACUGAGCAGAGGCCAGGGCAGUCUUUGCAGUCCAGGGGUGGGGGCAGGGCUGCUUGCUCAGUGGUGCUGCCCUGGCACAGAAGGGGGGGGCGCCAUGGCAGGGCUGGCAGAUGCCCUGCCUCUCAGCCAGCCGGCCCAGUACAGACAGUCCCAGAGGUCCCGAGGCAGCCCGUGGGUGCCUCUGAGGGGCCCAUCCCAGGGUGUGGCGGGUGGCCUUCCUUUCACACCUCUUCUUGUCCAGAGACUUGACUCAGUGGUCGGGGAAUCAGGACACACCGACGAGGGAGGGCAGGCCUUGCCCCUCUUCGUGUAUGUCCUAACAGCUGAGAGGCUAGGAGACCAGGGACCAUGCCCGUGCAAGGGGCACUUGUGGUACUUGACUUUCUAACAGCGCGAUGGCCUCGUCUCCGUGCUAUCACCUGCUCCAUCAUUUGGGGAGGUCCAGUUUUAUUUUUAAUGGCUUAAAGAAUAAAACAAACCGGGACUUCCCUGGUGGUGCGGUGGUUAAGAAUCCACCUGCCAAUGCAAGGGACACGGGUUUGAUCCCUGCGCCAGGAAGAUCCCACAUGCCGCGGAGCAACUAAGCCCAUGCGCCCUAGGGCCUGUGCUCCACAACAACGGAAGCCACUGCACUGAGAAGCCCACGCACCACAACAAAGAGUAGCUCCCGCUCUCCACAACUAGAGAAAGCCCGCGCACAGCAAUGAAGACCCAGUGCAGCCAAAAUAACAUAAUAAUGAAAAGAAUAAACCAGUACAAAAAAGAUAUAGAGUGGAAAAAGACACCCUCCCUCCUGAAAGGUAACCCCUCCCAAGUCUCUCCUUUUAAUACCUGCCUUCUAUUCCGCCCUGUGAAUGUGCCAUUAUUAAUUUUGCCAGGCACCUAUCAAAGGAUAACAGGUUAUUCUGGGCUUUUCCUAUAAAUCGGGGGUCAACAGACUUUGUCAAGGGCCAGACAGUAAAUAUUUCAGGCUUUGUGGGCUAGGCAGUCUCUGUUGCAACCUCUCGACUCUGGCCCUUGCAGUUCAAAAGCAGUCAUGGGUGAUGUGUAAAUGAAUGGGUGUGGCUGUGUGCCAAUAAAACUUUAUUUACAAAACCACACAGCCAGUCAGAUUUGGCCAACAGGCUGUAAUGGACCAACCCCUGGUAUAAAGGAUGCUACAACAAAUAGCCUUGUACAUGUUUGGGGCAUAUGUCUGAGUUUAUAGGGUAAGUUCCUAGAAUUAUCAAAAGGCAUCUUAAUUUUUAAUUUUGAAGAAUAUUGCCAAGUUGCCUUCUAAAGAGCACGCCUCAGUGUCCACACCUCUUGGUGAAGUGUGCUUGUUCCUCCAUUCCUUCAGUACUACAUGUUAUUUUUGCCAAUCUUAGGAGUGAAACAUGGCAUCUCACUGUAACUCAAACGCACAUUUAUGUGUGUGAAUAUUUUCAUGCUUUAAGACACGUGUUUACGAGUAAUCAUUUGCCUUUCUUUUGAUCUAUUGACCUCAUUGAUUUGUAAACACUCUUUAUAUAUGAAGGAAAUCAGUCCAUAGUCAUACAUGUUGCAAACUGAACUGUGUUGCUGAUUGCAAAGUGUUUUAUGGGUAAGAAGCUCAGCCAAAGAAUGUUUAAAAUCAUCUCAGCGGGACUUCCCUAGUGGCGCAGUGGUUAAGAAUCUGCCUGCCAAUGCAGGGGACAUGGGUUCAAUCUCUGGUCCAGGAAGAUCCCACAUGCUGCAGAGCAACUCAGCCCAUGUGCCACAACUACUGAGCCUGCAUGCUGCAACUACCGAAGCCUGUGUGCCUAGAGCCCGUGCUCUGCAACGAGAAGCCACCACACUGAGAAGCCCGCACACCACAACAAGGAGUAGCCCCUGCUCGCCACAACUAGAGAAAGCCUGUGCGCAGCAGUGAAGAUCCAAAACAGCCAAAAACAUAAACAAAUAAUAAUAAAAUAAAAUAAUCUCAGGAACAAGAAGAUGUCUUGCCCUUAAUCCCCUAUGAAAUAAAGUGGAGAGGCCCCGGGAGGCUUGGCAGCUGGUGCCCAGCAAUGGCCUCAAGCAGGAACUCUUUUUUUUUGUGGGGGGCGGGGGGGGAGGCACACCUCAUGGUAUGUGGGAUCUUAGUUUCCUGACCAGGGAUCGAACCCGUGGCCCCUGCUGUGGAAGCACGAAGUCUUAACCACUGGACCAUCAAGGAAGUCCUUCAAGCAGGAACUCUUCAUCAGAACUUACUACCUCUGCCUCCCUUGGUCAGGACUCAGCACCGGCCAAACUUCAGUCAGUUGUAUUCCCGCCCAGACAACAAGGCCUGGGAAGGGACACGGGGUGGGGGUGAUGGAUGAGGAGCAGCUACAAAAGGACACGUGUCAGCUGGCAGGAGGUCUCAGUCUUCGAGGUGGCAGGUUAAGAGACCUUUGUUUUCUUCAUGGUUGAUACAGGGCCGCUUGUUUUCUCCACCGCUGGUGGGCGUUCCAUCUGAGGGAGGGUCCCAGCGCUGUUUCAGGUCACCUGUGUACAAGCUGGAGUCCUUUCCUGGUGGAAGUGCUCAGCUCUCCUCUAAUUGGCAAGAACCCAUGAGCAAUGGACAUAAGAUCCCGUUUCACAUCGUUUGCAGAUAUUUUCCCAGUUUGUCA
Messenger RNA from Hippopotamus amphibius kiboko, 6634 nucleotides. It is a transcript of the gene DPP9, whose product is annotated as dipeptidyl peptidase 9. Gene Ontology annotation, biological process: proteolysis. Gene Ontology annotation, molecular function: dipeptidyl-peptidase activity; serine-type peptidase activity. The transcript has 22 exons. Lineage: Eukaryota; Metazoa; Chordata; Mammalia; Artiodactyla; Hippopotamidae. Bases 271 to 2955 code for a protein of 894 amino acids. The record is from RefSeq and is a predicted model, not a curated record.